Diorhabda sublineata is the source of this 4599-nucleotide messenger RNA. RefSeq names its product GTPase-activating protein (gene RasGAP1). The record is from RefSeq and is a predicted model, not a curated record. The coding region runs from base 225 to 2792 and encodes 855 amino acids. Lineage: Eukaryota; Metazoa; Arthropoda; Insecta; Coleoptera; Chrysomelidae. Gene Ontology annotation, biological process: intracellular signal transduction; regulation of GTPase activity. The transcript has 13 exons.
AUAGCGAAUCGAAUGGGAUGUAUACGCAUUGUAGAUUGUAGCCUUGAAUUUAGUUUCAUUCAUAAUUUUGGUUCAUUGGAGGGUAUGACAAACGUAAACCAAAAGCACCCUACCGUACGAUCUUUGUUUUUACUAAUUUAAAUAAUGUUUAAAUGUGAAAAGUGUCCGCGUAUUGUUAUAACGACGAUCAACAACCAGACACCGCGUUUAGUGCAUACAACUUAAUGGUGCUUAUGUCAAACACACUCCAAUUUAUAGAACUAAAUAACAUGGCUGACGAAUUUAAAGUUCGUCUGGAAGAACGACUCAAAAUAAAGAUCGGUGAGGCUAAAAAUUUACCUUCCAGAAUACAUGGUUCGACUACUUUAAGAGACGUUUAUUGUACGUUGUCUCUAGAUCAAGAAGAAAUAUUUAGAACGAGCACAAUACAACAAAGUUUGAGUCCUUUCUUCGGGGAAGAAUUCCAAUUCGAGGUGCCGCGUAAUUUUCGUUUCAUUUCGAUAUACGUUUCGGAUCGAGAUCGACAUUUGAAACAGGACAAAAUUCUCGGUAAAGUAGCCAUAAGAAGGGAACAGCUGUCUUCCUAUAACAAUAAGGAUCAUUGGUUCCCCAUAAAGGCCGUCGACGCCGAUUCCGAAGUACAGGGAAAGGCCAAUAUAGAAAUAAAAUUCGAUACGGAAUCAAGCAAAAGAAGGCUGUUAGUACAGAUAGUGCGUUGUUUAGAUUUAACAUUAAAAAACGGUUCCUGCGAUCCGUACGCGUUAGUGUGUGUAUCGUAUACGAACGGUAAAAGUGUAUCGAAAAAAACGAAGGUUCGCAAAAAAACUACCAGCCCCCAAUUCGACGACGUGUUCGCCUUUUCGAAUUUCGACGGCGGCGGCAAGGAUUCGAUGUGCGACGGCGACGCCGAAAUAUGCGAAUUGCACGUGUCGAUGUGGCACGAUACGCCCGGUAUAAGCGACGACGUCUUUCUAGGCGAAAUCAAGGUGCAACUCAAAGGGAUGCAACAACAGAAUUCGGCGCAUCGGAAUGCUUGGUAUUACCUUCAGCCUCGAUCGGCUAAUAAACGACCGUUUUUAACACAUUCGACUCCUCCAGGAACUCGAUUAUCCAGCGACAAUACCUUAGGUUCUUUAAGACUUCAAAUCCAAUAUACGGAAGACAGAGUAUUUCCAGCUUCCGUGUAUGACGGUUUAAAGAAACUUCUAUUAGAAAGUACAAAUAUACAACCGAUAACAGCUACUUCAGUAUACCUUUUGGGCGAGAUUAUCAAUAAAAUGGACAUAGCUCAACCCCUGGUUCGAAUAUUUUUGCAUUACGAUAAAAUCGUACCGAUGAUUAAAUCAUUAGCUAACGUCGAGAUUUCCAAAGUAACAGAUCCGACUACAAUUUUUCGGGGUAAUACUCUAGUUUCGAAAAUGAUGGACGAUACGAUGCGUCUUAUAGGCCUACAGUACCUGCACAAAACCCUACGACCGACUCUAGAACUUAUCAUCAACGAAAGGAAACCGUGCGAGAUCGAUCAGACGCGCGUUAGGGACGCUACGACGGUCGCGGCUAAUUUAGUCAACUUAAAGUGCUAUAUACAAAAAAUAUUCGAGGCAAUAACGCAAAGCGCCGUCCAUUGUCCCGCAUUGAUGUGCCAGAUAUUUUACAAUUUGAAAGAAUGCGCCAUGAAACAAUUUCCGGAAAACAAAGGGGUGCGCUAUUCGGUCAUAUCCGGUUUUAUAUUUCUCAGAUUUUUCGCUCCGGCCAUAUUAGGACCGAAACUAUUCGAUCUCACAACCCAACCUCUGGAUUGUCAAACGAACCGAACUUUAACGUUGAUUUCGAAGACCAUACAAUCGCUGGGUAACUUAGUUAGUUGCAGGUCGACGCAGCAGGUGUGCAAAGAAGAAUACAUGGAGGGGUUAUAUAAAGAGUUUUAUACGGAGACUCACAUGACGGCCGUUAGGCAAUUUUUGGAAAUCAUCUCCGCGAAUACUUCUAGUCAACAAGUCAUCGAAAAUGAUUUGCCGGUGAUGCUGAAAGAAGGACUUAUGAUAAAAAGGGCUCAAGGGAGGAAGAGAUUCGGUAGGAAAAAUUUCAAACAGCGUUAUUUCAAACUCACCACACACGAUCUCAGUUAUUCCAAAAGUAGAGGAAAAGAAGCUUUAUGUCGAAUCCCUUUAACGAAUAUCUUGGCGGUGGAAAGAUUGGCCGAAACGUCGUUCAAAAUGAAAAACAUGUUUCAAAUAGUCCAACCGGAAAGGGCGUUGUACGUCCAAGCAACAAAUUGCGUCGAAGAAAAAGAAUGGGUCGAUCUAUUGACGAAAAUAUGUCAAACGAACGCGAACAGAUUGAAAAAAUACCACCCUUCGGCGUUCAUCAACGGCCAAUGGAUGUGCUGUAAAUCCCCCAACGAAUUGGCGCCAGGUUGUAGCGAAGUAUCCCGAUCAGACAGUAACUUUCGAAUGAAUUUAGAUCCCGAACGAGAUUUGCAACGAGUACAUUCUCUGGUCAUAUCCCAAAUGGAUACAUUGGAAACUUUCAUCGGAAUAUGCGCCAACAAACAACGAGGAGGCGAUACCGAAGCGGCCACCGUAUACGACAUCUUACGGAAAUUGAGAGAAGUUGUUUACCAAAUCGAACAAAAACACAGAUUAUACAAGAGGACCAUCGACAGGAACACCAAAUACGGCAGUCUAGCUGCACCUAUAGGCGACGAUAAUUAUUUAUUAGCGUCGCGUUUAAAUGUCGAUCCCUCUAUAAUAAGGCGGUGCGCUUCCAGUGAACCGACUUCAUGUCCCUGACGUAUCUAAAUGUGUUAAAAACAAAAUUAGCCAAAGAAUUACUUGUUCACCAUAAGAACAAUGACAUUUUGAGUUUUUAACUUUGUUCGUCCACAUUUAUCCGUAUUUUGAAAAAAAAAAUCGUCCAAUUAAGAGCUUAUAUAUAUAUUUUUUAUAUAGGGUGCUAAAAAUGUCGAACUGUGCCUUCUAUUUCAUUUUUCCUUUACCUUUCGUCAAAUUUAAAUCUCAAAAUGGUAAUUCUUAUUUUAAGAAAAAAAAAUGAGUAAAGGAAUAUGGAAAGAAUAGUUUUAUGCAAAGAUUCUCAAUUCAAAGACUGUUCUAUAAAGUUAAGAAAAUAUAAAACGAAUAACGUCACUACCAGUGAAUACAUAAAGAUUAAAGGGUUGUGUAUUUUGUUUUAAUUAACGUUUAAAUCGUCUUUUAAAAGUGUUUACAUACAUAAAAAGUUGAAACAUAUCAACAAAAUUUUCAUUUAAUUCUAUGAAAUUAAAAGACGUUUCAAAUGUUUUGUUAUUUACAUUUAUAUUGAUCUUGUUAUUAUAUAGAAAAUCGUGGUGAAAUAUACAACAUCCCGCAGCAAUAAAUUGAUAUACUAACCUUAUAAAAAUUGAUUUAAAUCCAAUAUCAACUUAACAAUUAUCAUAACCUCACUAUAACUACUUUUGUUUAAUUAUUUAUCGUACCGUGAUAUCCACAUGUAAACAUUAUAUUUACAAGGAACUGUCAACAUUUUAUUUCUUCUUUUUCCUAAUGUAAUAAUUUUCGAUAAAACAGAACUUUCGGCAACUUUUUAUUAAGCAUGUGAUUGUAGCUCUUCUUUUUUGUUUCGAUUCUUAUUGAUGUGAUAUAAGAAAAGUAAUAACCUUCAGAUGGCUGGAAGGAGUGAUGACUAUGAGUCAGACGCGAUAAUAUUCGCAUUUCUAGACAGUUAGAUCAAAUCUUAUGGAAUCUUAACUUAGUCUGGGUGGAUAGUCUAAGGGUUGAGCCCAUCACCACAAAGAAGAAGAAGAAAAGUAAUAACCUUACUUUUACGCAUAUUACAAAUAACUGCAGAAUACGUUUUUUAAUCACUUAACAAAGUAUAGAAUUCUAUAAAUCAGUGGAUUAAUAUCGAUUUAGUUAUUAAGGCAUUUCAUUCUAAAUACUGAAUUACUUUAAAAUUCGUCGGGGUUUUAUAUUUCACUGUUUGAUUUUAGAUAUCUCUAAAUACUAGAUUUUAAUGUUAAUUAUAGUUCUGUAAGACAAUCAAUAUUACCCUUAAUACUUCCCUAUACAAAAUAAAUAAUACGUCAACUACCGGGGGUAUACGUAAAGUUUUCAUUUGGAAAUAUUUUAUUAUCCCCUGCGGUUGUGUGUGGAGUACAAAUUAGGGCGAUCGUCGAGUAUCGCGUCAGGGUAAAAAAUAUUUUCUUUUUUUUUUAUUAGUAAACAAGCAAUAAUACGUGUUGGAGUUGGGAGGUAUAUUUUUUGACCAGAUUAUAUACGUACGGAUAAAAUUAUAUAAAUAAAAAUAUGGCAAUAUAGUUGAAAGUAUUUUGAAAAAUUACUAUAUUAAUGAUCUAUAUAUAUAGUAUCUAUAUUUUUUAGAUAUAAACGGGGUGUUCCAUAAAUAUCGGUAGCUCUUAUAUAGUAGCACAAAUAUUUGUAUAUAUUAUUAUAAAAAUGACGUCCUUUAUAUUUCGUACAUUUUGCACUUUGCUUCAUAUGCAAUUAUUUUUAAACGCCACCCCGUAUCUUCCGAUUGUUAGCAAUUUUUCCUAAUAAGUAGUAAUUAAAAAUGGCUUCCUUAAAUGCGUAGAAAUGGGUA